AUGAACUUAUGUUUCACAUUGUUACCUUGUGUCUGGUCAUAUGAUGGGAUGACGAAAAGGAUUUGGCCAGACGACAGAAUGGGUGCCGGGGUUUCUUCCAAUGAAUAUCCAAAUGUGGAGGUUCAAAAUUAUCCAGGAGUUAUUAUAAAGGAGAGACGUAAGAUGCGUAUGUCUGGUUUUGCUACUUUGCGAAAGAAGCUUAUUAAGCGUCGUCGGUAUUCCAAAGUGUGUAAUCAUGGUCGUAUCAUAAGAGAGUUGAUAUCCGAUUGGUCACCAGCUGAAGUUACUGCUUUACUUGAAGAAUAUGAAGCAUUGGCUGCCCUUAAAGACUUGUCUGUACAAGCAGAAUUAGCAAGGCCUCCAGCUGCUACAUUUAAACAAGAUUUGUCUACUUUAUAUGACCAUAAGUAUUGUACAGACGUCGAUCUCAUUUUUCGUGGUGUUUGUUUCCCAGUACAUAGAGCAAUACUGUCAGCUAGAUGUCCAUAUUUCCGUGAAUUGCUUUUAGGAUGUCCUGGUUACGGGGCGCGUAUUUGUUUAGAUUUGAGGACACCUGGUGUGGAUAUAGAAAUGUUUUCAGCAUUAUUACGUUUUUUAUACACUGGCGAUAUAGCUCCAAGAGAUGGAGAUAUAGACUUAGCAUUAUUGAGGAGGCUUGGUGAUGAACUUGGUACACCAAAUGUGUUAGAAAAUGAUUUAAGAUACCUGUUGGAAACCGGUGACUAUGCAGAUGCUGCACUUGUGUUUAUUCCAGAAGGAUAUUCAGAUCGAAGGCCAGAAUCUACUGGAUCUGAAUAUGGUUUUCAACCUAAACUGGAAUUGCCUUGCCAUAAAUCUAUUCUUAGUGCUAGGUCACCAUUUUUUAGAAAUCUUAUUCAACGAAGGACUAAAUCUGGCGAAGAACAUACUGAAAGAGCUUUACACAUUCCUACAAGGAUAGUGCUAGAUGAAUCAGUUAUUCCAAAACGAUAUGCAAGAGUCCUAUUACAUGCAAUUUAUUUAGAUACAGUUGAUUUGUCUCUCAUACUAAGGGGUUCUGGGUGUGGUUCUUCUGCUGGCAGUUUAAGUGAAGUUGAAGCUUUAACUAAUACCGGACGUGUUAGGCCAAGUCCUUUAGACGAAGCUAUGGAAUUGUAUCAGAUUGGUCGUUUCUUAGAAUUAGAAAUAGUAUCCCAGGGUUGUGAGGAUCUUAUCCUAGAAUGGCUUUCUCUAGAGUCACUUCCAGGAGUACUUAGGUGGGGAAGUUUGCCACAUGGUUCAGCAUGGGUUCAUCGUCAAGCUAAACAUUUUUUACGUGAAGAAUUUUCUCAAGUGGCUAAUAGUCCUGUUUUGUACCAACUUGACAAAGCUCAUCUAAUAGACUGUUUAAAGAGUAAUUUCUUGCAAACAAGUGAGCUUGAAGUUUUACAGGCAGUUCUCAAAUGGGGUGAACAUGAAUUGAUUAGACGCAUGGAAGAUAGAGAACCAAAUUUAGUUAGUCAAACAACACAUUCUGUUAGCCGAAAAGGUGUAAAGAAACGAGAUUUAAGUGAUGUAGAACUUCGUGAAAUAUUAUCUGAACUCUUACCUUUGGUUCGUAUGGAUCAUGUUAUCCCCACAGAACAUGAGACUUUGACCCAAGCAAUAAGAAGAGGUUUAGUGAGUUCACCUCCAAGCCAUAUGAUUGGUAAUGAUUCACCAAUAUUGUCUCAUCAUAUGUCCAGAAUCAAUGCUUGGAUUAGACAUCCAUCUGGGCUUUAUGUGCGACCUAGAUUAUUUAUUCCAUACUAUGAUGAAAUUAAAUCAUUAUUUGAAGAUCAGAUGUUAAGAGAGGAUGAGGAGCUAGUACGGCGAACAAGAUAUAUGCCUGAUGGUAUACCUGACACUCUGUAUAUGAUUGAAGAAAAACCUACUCCAUCAUCAUAUGGUCUUUCAUCUCUUGAUGUUCUAACAGCUUCAAUACCAACACCAGAUGUAUCAACCAUGAACGCUAUGGUUAAACGUGACCAGAAACUGAGGUCUGCCCCUGGUUGCCAACGAGCAAUAUCACUGCCUUUAUCUAGUCGACAAGAAAUCAAUCAUCAAAUAAGACUAAGAGUUGUUCGAGAGUUCAAUUUGCCAGACCCUGUUGCUUAUCUUUUAGAAAAAGCUGCUAGUUCUGUAUGCUACUGUGGUGGAGGUCCUGACGAUAAACCAAAAGAAAGUACAAGGUCUCGGAGUAGUCGCACAAGAAAAGAAAAACGAAAAGGUUUAGGAACUAGCACCUUACCAUCCAUGUACGCACAGCAGAAAUUGAGAAAACAACAUAGACCUUAUGUUUUAAAUGAUAUGGCGUCAUCUUUACGAUACACAAAUAAUAUUAGAUAUGAAGAUGAUGAUUUUGAUCGAGGAGAGCAAGUAAUCAUGCCUGAUGUUGCAGCCGUGUCACUUUCUUUGGACCAGUUAAACAUAUGUCCAAUUCUUGGCCCCGAAGUUGAGUUGAGAUUAGACUUGGGUGAUAGUUCGCCCAAUCAGUCGCCAUAUAAAACACCUCCUCCUCCUAAACAUUUCAUUUAGAUUAUACUAAAUGUAAUUUUAUCUGUAAGAUUCCUUGUUAUAGCUUGUAGAGUUAAUUUUAAUUUUACUGCAAGCUAAUAAUGAAGGGAGGGGAGCAAACAAUUUCAAACCAAUUGUAUUAUAGUAUUAGUUUUACAGAGGAAUUGAGACAUUUUCUGUUAACAUUAUCUUUGAUCAUAAAUAGUAUGAGCUUUUUUAUAAUCAAUGCCUUUUUCUUCAUUCGGAGUGCAAUACUAAUUGAGUAACAGUUGUUUAACAUGGAUAAUUGUUAGUCAAUAA
Messenger RNA from Myzus persicae (green peach aphid), 2814 nucleotides. RefSeq names its product BTB/POZ domain-containing protein 7. Lineage: Eukaryota; Metazoa; Arthropoda; Insecta; Hemiptera; Aphididae. The transcript is spliced from 10 exons. The record is from RefSeq and is a predicted model, not a curated record. Gene Ontology annotation, molecular function: protein binding. Bases 1 to 2535 code for a protein of 844 amino acids. Gene Ontology annotation, biological process: morphogenesis of a branching epithelium.